Messenger RNA from Nematolebias whitei (Rio pearlfish), 528 nucleotides. It is a transcript of the gene rogdi, whose product is annotated as rogdi atypical leucine zipper. The coding region runs from base 1 to 528 and encodes 175 amino acids. Lineage: Eukaryota; Metazoa; Chordata; Actinopteri; Cyprinodontiformes; Rivulidae. The transcript is spliced from 7 exons. Gene Ontology annotation, cellular component: RAVE complex. The record is from RefSeq and is a predicted model, not a curated record.
AUGUCCACUGCCAGUCAGGUGGAGAGAGCUGUGCUGGAGGAGGAAUUCAACUGGCUGCUGAAGGAAGAAGUCCAUGCUGUCCUGAAGCAGCUGCAGGAUGUCCUGAAGGAGGCGUCUCGACGUUUCUCUAUGCCCACUCCGGGCCUGGAACCUCAGCUCAAGCAGGAGAACUUCAUCCUCGGCAGCUCAACCAUGGAUCAGGUGAAGGGGGUGCUGACGCUGCAGGGAGAGGUUCUGACACAAGCGGACAUCAAUCUGAAGAUUGCAAAGAGCAGCCAGGUCCUGCACUUCCAGUUCAGAGAAGACAAGCAGUGGAAACUGCAGCAGAUCCAGGAUGCCAGGAACCAUGUGAAUCAGGCUCUGCAGCUGCUCUGCAGCCACGAUGAGAGCUACCAGUUCAAGACCGGGGCUGAGGUCAACAAGCUCAUGGAUGCAGUGAUGCUGCAGCUGACACGAGCACGGAACCGCCUCACCACUCCUGCUUCUUUGACACUUCCAGAACUUGCAACCAGUGGUCUCAUGGUAUGA